GAACACGGAAGGAAUACAACAAUGCACCGUCGUGUUCAGAGCUAUCGCAGCCUGACCUCGGACACCACGAUGGUUGUGUAGUUUAUUAAACUUCAAAUCAGAAACAGAAUGCUUUCUGCUUUAUUCAGAGGAGGCACCUUCACUUCCCAGAAGGCAUUGCUUUGGGCCAGUCCUUCACAGAGAUGCUGGAUCUCAUCCCUGGUUGGAACAUCUCAUGGUGGACCUGGUUCACCACAGACCUGCUGGGCUUCAUCACUCAGCCCCUACAGGGAAAGGCACAAUGGACCAGCUGUUUGUUUCAAUAGAACUGAGCCCAAAUGGCACAAGCAGACUCAUACUGCUACUUUUUUAGUGAAGAACCAACACUUCCACACUUCUGCUGUGAGGCUGAAGAAGCGUCCAAAGCCAGAACCUCCUCCCAGAGAGUUGGAUCUGCUGCGCUAUGACAUGAGAGACUUGGGUAAGAGUCCCAAACCGGCGCUGUUCUUGGGACUAGCCGGACUGAUCCCCUUCGUCUCCCCGCCUCUGUUCAUGGGUGUGACUGAGGUCUACGUCCCAGAGCUGGCCUACGCCCAGAUAGCCUAUGGCGCCUCCAUACUCUCUUUCCUGGGUGGAGCUCGGUGGGGAUUCACACUUCCUGAGAGCAGCCCAGCCAAACCGGACUGGAUAAACCUGUCCAACAGUGUGGUUCCGUCUCUGUUGGCUUGGGUGGCCAUGCUGAUGAGCGACAGCAUCCUUCCUGCAGCCACCAUGGUCAUCAUGGGACUUGGAAUCUCACUGCAUUAUGAUCUGUCUCUGCUGCCAACUUACCCCAGCUGGUUCAAAGCCCUGCGCGCCAUUCUGACCAUCGUGGCAUUCUUUUCUAUUCUUGGUACCAUCAUUGUGAAUAACAUUUACCCAGAAAAGAAACUGUUUUGAGAAGACAGUACAGUUAAAAAAACAAUUCAUAAAGUUAGAUGAGGGAUUAUGGCUCCAAUUCUGUUUUAAGUUUGUUAUACGUCAAGAUAAGGACGUACUGAUCGAUCACCACAUGCUUUUAUCUGUUGUCUGAGCUGCCUGUGUGUGUGCAGCUGUUCUCAGUUUGUUUCAGAACUGCUAAGUCUGGUUUCUAAUGCUACCAAGUAGUUAAGUGCCUGUAUCCCUAGUGGCAGGUGUUGUGUACUGAACUAUGUGCAUUUCUGAUACUAAGUAAAGGUGAAAAUUAAAUUAAUGUAAAUUUUUGAGUUUUGCCUGCUAGCAUUUAGUGGCAAGACACGUAAUCAAAAAUAUCAUCCUCUUCCAGAUCAAUUGAUAUUGCAGUCACUAGUAUUAGCAUCACCGCAGAAUUUCAGGGUUGAUGCAUCCCUACUAGCAGAUUGUUUCUGGCCAUAGUCUGCAUUGUUAUUUAGAUUUGAGCAAUUUUAAGAUGAUAUGAAAGAACCAGAACUUAAUUAUUUACACAAGGAUGUGAGAAAUGACCAUAAUUCCUGUUUAUUCAAAUAAAUGCACUUGUAACUUAAAAUCAUGCUGGUUUUGUUUGACUAAGAUGAGUUCAGUUCAACACAUUGACCAAAUUCACAAUUUACUAGAUCAGAAAUUAUCACUUUUUGUCAAUUUUGUUUUGCCAAGGUUAUAAAAUAAAGUUUAUUUGUGAUAUAAAAGGGUAAAAAUCAUUGUAAAACUAUGUAAUUGAGAUAUCUGGAAAAGCAUCUCUCUUUUUAAAUCGAUAAAUUAGCUCAGUUUUUGUCCUUGUAGAUGUUCAGGAUCAGCAGCUCAAGCCACGAGUACUGACAUCACUGGAAAAGAAGUAGAGAUUACUCCAGUUUAGAGCUUAUGUAACACUAGCUUUAGGCAACUGAGGUCAACUGCACAUCAUGAAAUGAGAAAAUGCACGCACUGAAAAAGGCUUGCAUGCCACUGAAGGUUUUUCAUGUAUUCUGAUGAUGUACCAAAGAUUACUACUACCUUAAAGUUACUCAAGUUCAAUUUAUAGUUAAACUAUAAAUGCAAAAAAUGGCUGAAAAAAAUGAACAUCACAUCUCUCGCUUUUGUGUUUAAGUGUUUUUUUUAAUUAAUGUAAACACCAGUCUCUAAUUCACCAAACAUUGAAAAUAAAGGCAGGAAAAAAAUCCAAGAUGGAGAACUCCAUAGAUAUCUGAGGAAAAUGACAUAAGGCACAUAACUUCCUGCCCACCAGCAGUGCUGAAAAGGUGCAAAAUCUCUUGUUAAAAAUGGAACCAACAAACAAUCCUCAGGUGAAACCCACUCCUGAAAUAAUAUACCUCAAACAUAACAGCAGGUGAAUGUAGAAAUACAGUAUUGCACUUAUUUCCUCAGAUUUCAACGUGAAACAGCUCCACCCUCGAAUGACAUCUUACAUAAUGUGUUGAGACUGUUUAAAGUCACAGGAGUUUGACUUUUCUAUUUUUGGUUUGCAGACCUAUGACUGACAGAUCACAGUAGAACACUGAUUCUUUCACCUGUGAAUGCAUUGUGUUUUAUCAGAUGAGAGUUUGGAUGGUAAACUGUAUAAUAAGGUGCUUUUGGUCAAUUAUUACAAAAACAUGUGAAACAUUUCUCUUAAACAGGACCAAUACAUUAAACUUAUGAU
This is a messenger RNA of Sphaeramia orbicularis (orbiculate cardinalfish), 2590 nucleotides long. RefSeq names its product transmembrane protein 69-like. Bases 109 to 918 code for a protein of 269 amino acids. The transcript is spliced from 3 exons. The record is from RefSeq and is a predicted model, not a curated record. Lineage: Eukaryota; Metazoa; Chordata; Actinopteri; Kurtiformes; Apogonidae.